CUCUCUCUCUCUCUCUGUCUGGGCGCAUCCGUCUCAGAAGCAGAGUUCCUACUAACCCUUGAUAAUUUAAUUUGCUAUUUAUCACCAAAUUAUGCCACAUACUCAUCCUGUCUGUGUCGGCAGAGUUUGAAAACAAAUGUCACACUUUCCAGCUUGGAGAAGAAGAAGCGAAGACUAGCAUAUCAAAACAAUGGAAAGGUUAGCUCUGACUGGUGAGAGCCAUACCAAUUCAGAUACCAUAAGGGAGUAAGGAGGCUUAUUUGUGUCUUUUCAGUUUGUUGACCUCACUGGAGCUGGUCUGACUGAAGGGUUCGGGAUUGACAAGAUGCGUUCCAGUUCCAGUGUGGAUGGACCGCCAAGCGCCAUUGGUAGAGGAGGCACUGGCAGCAACAACAACAACAACAACAACCACAACAGCAGCAGCAGCAGCAGUGAAAACAGUGGAAAUUCAGGUUCCCAGUAUGCGCUAUGUGCUCUGGGGGUUGGGCUUGUUGCCCUCGGCAUAGUGAUGAUUGUGUGGAGCGUGGUACCUGCAGACGGGGCCGGUAAUAGCAGCAGCAGUUCAGGAGGAGAUGGUGAUACUAGUGGCAGGAAACAUAAAGCGUCUUCUGUGGCCUUUGUCUUGGCGGGGUCUGGGGUGGUCAUGCUGCUGCUGUCAUUGUGUCUGGGAAUGAGGAACAAACAGCGAGAGCAGCAGAGGCUCCAACAGGCCCAGGACCACAGAGUAGUGGCAGCGAGGGAGCAGGAGGAAAGAGAAACUGCUGAGGAACAAGCCCACCGUUAUGCUGUACCCAGCUAUGAAGAGGUAGUAGGCAGUGGCCAGUACCCUGUCCGUCAGAGCAACCCUCGCCCAAGCACCUCCCAGCUACCUUCCUAUGAUGACCUUAUCCAAGUUGAUGGUGUACAGUAUGAAUUCGAAGGGUCAGAGGCCACAACUACCGGAUCACAGACUGCUCCGGCUUCCAUUGCUUCCGCUGCUGCUGCUUCCACAUCAAAUCGCAGAGCUGGGAAAAAUAGCCGUAAACUCCUCCCUAUCAAGAUCCGCCGGAUAAAAUCAGAGAAGCUGCACAUGAAAAACAUUGAUAACGCUCAGCCACCACCUGGAUUCAGUAUAGAACCACUUACCCCUCCGCCGCAGUAUGAAGAUAAAGGGCCUCCGCUUUAAGAUCAAGCUGAUCUUGUUUACAACAAUCUACAGAAAUUCCUUUGAAUCCUCCAUGAUCCUGUUUUGUGGAUCUGUGUUUUUAAGAUUUGAAGAUGGUUCUACUUGCAGAGCAUUCUCAGUGGCACCUUUUUAUACAGUAUCUGUUGUAAUUCAUCAUUAGUGCCACAUCGAUCCAAAGCACGGAACACAGAAACAUUAAAGUGCUCAUAUUAUGCUCAUUUUCAGGUUCAUAAUUGUAUUGAGGUUAUAUCAGAAUAGGUUUACAUGGUUUAAUUUUCAAAAAACACCAUAUUUUUGUUGUACUACACAUUGCUGCAGCUCCUCUUUUCACCCUGUGUGUUGAGCUCUCUGUUUUAUCUACGGAGUGAGGCAUCACACUUCUGUUCAAUCUUUGUUGGGAGUCGCACAUGCGCAGUAGCUAGGUAAGGACUGCUAGCUAAUCAGAAGCAGAGUAUGAGGGUGUGCCACGCCAGCAAGCUAGGCGAGCAUUGAAAACACACAACAUAUGCAGUUCUCAUUUAUGUCAGUCGUUUUCUGUUUAUGCAUUUUCCACUGUGCACUGACUAAAGAUGUGAGUUGACGGUGAAAGAGAUCAUAGGACAUCAAUGAGCGGUUAUAGUUAGCAUUUGUGUGCACACUUAAAUAGAUAUAUGCAGGGCACUCAUUUUGUGAAGUAGCUGCUGCAGUUUGGGAUUACUACUGCCACCAAAUGCAGGCUUCAUGGUGAGUGACUGAGCAUUGUAUGUGCUCAGCUGGCUUGAGCUGAUGUGGUAUGCUAUACAGAAACUCUUCCUCAUUGUCAACAAUAUUGUCUCUCCUGGUCCUCUACGUCUAUAGCUUCUGUUGCACUAGCUUUUGUUUCUGGCUCCUUGAAAAGCUGAAACAUGGUACUGGGAUUUUUACUGGACAGCAUAAACUUCUAUUUUUGACCAACUUUAUUUUAUCAUGGUUAAAACAAUGUGAACCUUUUAUUAGCAUUUAUCAGCUACAGCUCCCAUGACCCCUUAGCCAUAGGCACCAAAACCUAAUGGGAAUUGUAGUAGUUGAAUGCAAACAAAAUCUCACUUGUGUUAUCCUAGUAAGAAGGCAGUCAAAUGUUACCGUCAAGUACAGCAGCAUAUUCAAGAGAAAACCCAAGUUUGACGUUUCACCUUAGAAAGACAAACCCCUGUUCAGUACAUGGUCUGGUAGAUAUUUCUUUACUGAGCAGGAUUUGGUUCAAAAUCACUAAAUGACUUAAUUUAGUAUCAGUUGUUUCAUUAAAAAAAACACAAAAUAAUAUCUUUACUUCUUCAAAGCUGUAUUAAGGAAUUUUCAACUGUAAAGGGCACUAAGAACUGUAAAACAAACUCAAACAGAAACACAGCUCUGAUAUGCCAUUAGAUUAUCAAAUUGUCAUGGCUAACAGGCUAGAAAACCACUGCCUAACCACAAAAUAAGAUUAGCAUACGAUUUAAAGUCGUGUUUCUAGCUAAUUUCAAAAUUCCCUUGCUUUUUUAGCUCAGGUUUGGAUUCCACAACCUCUUGAGAAACAUAGCUGGGUCUUUAACUUUAGCUCAUUAUUGACUUGUGUACUUUGUCGCUUCGUGCUACGCAGCCAGCAUGCUGUCGACACACGUCUCAUGAGACUCAACCAUACAGUCUACUUGUGCAAAAACCUAAAUGAGCUUCAGAGUUGGGAAAUAACGACCAAAUAGCCAUUCAAAAGUGUAAACUAUUUGGAUGUCAGUUGUGGAGGGAAUGGGAAGGGUCUCUGUUAUGGAUUUUAUGGCGGAAAUGUUUACACUUACUACUGCAGCAUCAAUGGUCACCAUUAGGUUACUUUUUAAGAGAAAUGACUUUCUAGGAAGAAACUAUUUCUAGGAAGUUGACGGUCUCAUCUCAUGAAGUCCUUGAGGAGGUUUGCUUAUGCUAAUUGACUGCAGCAAACUGGAGUUUUGCCCUCCAGUUGUACACUAUACACUAAAGUACAAGUGCCUUUGUGUUCAUAACAACACUGCUGCUCUCCCUAAAACAUUUCAAAAGACACUACGACUGAUCCUGCACUCUAAUGUUGCUCUUCUAAUGCAGUGUUGCUCUUACUCAUGCAAACAGCAGGGAGAGAAGGAAAUCCGUGAGAGCAUAAUGGAAGGAGCUCGUGAAUAGUUAAAAGCCUUUUUCCUGUAGCCAUGGUGAACACCGGCAGUAGUGUAGUCUGCCUCUUUCUGGGCUUGUUUUUUCUCGUACUGGAGAUGACCAACAGAAAGACUCUUUGACCGUGCAGCUGUGCCAUAACAAGAGCAACUAUUGCUCACUCGCUUGCUCAUCACCAUUCCUCCAGCCACAGCUUGACUUGCCUGUUUUCACUUAGAAGUAUGCAGAGAAUGAGCAGAACAGAGAAGAAAGACAGCUGUUCAGAUAACUGGUUUGAAUUUAAUCACCAUGCACUAUUUUAUCAAUACCUGUCAGCAAACUCUCCUUUCUUCUUUAGGUUAGAGUUGUUGUGAUAUGAACAGCUGAAGCCAAAGGAAUGGAUUUACCAGUCAUUCAAAGGCACUUUUUAUUAGUGACUUCAUUACCUAGUUCUGCACUGUGUUUAAGUAAAACACAAAUGUAGUUAAUGAAACAAAGCUACUCAAUCAUCAUCAGCUGGACAUAUGUGUAUAUUGCCAAGUUUUCUGUCAAACAAAAGGCAACAGGGUCCUUCAAGUUUGUCAUUGAAAUUCAACAGUUCAAUGUCCCCAUUUUUUUCUCUUGUUUUCAAAGUGGAAACUUGCCACAUGGUCUAUUUUUGUUGUUGUUGGUAAUGUUCAGUGCUGCAGACAUAGCCAUCGUACCUCAUUUGCAAAGGACCAGUUAACUACAUGAUUGAUUUUUAUUACUAUGUAGUUAAAAUGUUUUACAUUGAUAAAAUGAGUGUUUUGAAAAUGAGUGUGAGAUUUAGCAGUCACUUUCUGUUUUACUCAGAUGAGUGUCUGAAACACAUGCUGUUUGUUCAUUUAUAAUUUCUUAUUUUAUUACUUAAAUAUAUAUGUCUUUUAUAUGUACUGUGAAAAUGUGCUUUUCUAUGAUAAUUCUAAUUUGUUUGUGGAGUUUUUCUUCUCUGAAGAGUAAAAACAAAUGUAUCUCAUGAAUAUUUUAUGAGAAAUAAAAGGAAGUAUUUCUUAAUUAACACAGUGUUUUAAGAAGUGUAUUUGGAUUCCUGAACAGUUGUGUGUAUAAUUCCAUGUUGACUCAUAUGCCAUAAUUCCCUGAACAUUUUAACAUCAAUAUUUUCUAA
Sander lucioperca (pikeperch) is the source of this 4424-nucleotide messenger RNA. RefSeq names its product transmembrane protein 51a (gene tmem51a). The record is from RefSeq and is a predicted model, not a curated record. Lineage: Eukaryota; Metazoa; Chordata; Actinopteri; Perciformes; Percidae. The coding region runs from base 326 to 1165 and encodes 279 amino acids. The transcript has 4 exons.